This is a messenger RNA of Labeo rohita (rohu), 3327 nucleotides long. RefSeq lists its product as uncharacterized. The coding region runs from base 1333 to 2004 and encodes 223 amino acids. The record is from RefSeq and is a predicted model, not a curated record. NCBI's taxonomy places the organism in Eukaryota, Metazoa, Chordata, Actinopteri, Cypriniformes, Cyprinidae. The transcript is spliced from 2 exons.
CAGUGAAUAAAUGGUUAAUUAAAAGCUUGGAAAAAAAGACCCCUACCUAUUAGUCGGCAAAGAAAUCGUCCUUUCUUGUUGAUUAUUUCAACACGUCACCCAAUGGCUAUGUUUAAAGUGUUUUGUGAAAGUUAAACCGUCGAGUAGCCUAAAAUGAGGAUUCCUCACUGCGCUCCUUUCAGCAAUAGGCUGCGCGCGCUCUCUGUGGUGGCGGGAAGCGCGAGCCAGUGGCGCGGCGUCCUUAUUCUACCUUGAGAAAAGGAUGCGAAACCCUACGAAACCCGUUUCCAGGUCAACAUGGGGUUAGACUCGCUGAAGGCAACCCUCGUUACGAUCUUGAACGCGCUCGCUUUGAUUCCCAAACCCUUAGCAUACAAAAUUGACGCGCGUGUUUGGAGCCACUGAGGAAAAUGCUGACGCGUUGACGGUAUAUUUGAUCGGUUCGUCGGCGCGUUUGACGUGUAGACCGCUGAGGGAUAUUUAUUACUCUUAAGGACUUUUUUAUGGACUCGAACGAUCGUCGCAAAUGUCUUGCUUGUGGAAACGUUUUCUUGGAGAGCAACACGAAUUUGGGAUUUUUGUAUUUUACGAGACAUUAAUCAAAACGACGCGUAGCCUGCUGAGGGAUUUGUAUUACUCUUAACGACUUUUUAUGGAAGCGAACGAUCGUCGAAAAGACCGUAUUUAUGUGGAAAUACUUUGUGGGGGAACGCUGUAGCCUAUUUGGAAAUGUUCUGAAUACGCGUUAAUUUAAACGCAGGUAUGUUUUAUGAUUUAUACCCAAAACUCGUAUCAUACUGCACCAUUUUUCAUUUAAAGAACUGUUGUUUUCAUGGUCUGUCAUUAAACGAGGAAAUGCGACUUGUCUCUAUAGCAAACAAACUCGAAUGACCAUCACAAACAUCCUGUUCAUGUGACACUUUAUUGGAAACGUUUUUGAAUAGAACGAGAGGUAUUAAUUUCAACGACGCGUUUGACGCGUUACAGAAUAUUCCUGGUUCUUUGCGACUUUUUAUGAACGCGAAUGAUCGUCGCAUACAUGGAGAUACUUUACAUUUUGGGAUGUUGUGAAUAGAAUAGGCACGCAAAGGUCUUACUGCAGAAUAUUUGAUUAUAUAUUCUCUCAUUAAACCAGUGAAAAUAAUGAUGGACUUCUGAAUUUGGGAAUGAUGUUCUAAAAUGGUCUGUAUGAUCCAAAAUGUUCAUGUUCAAAUCAUUUUAACACUUGCAAGUUGCAUUUUGGGAUAUUCAUAUAUGAAGAAACUGAUGUCCGCAUUUGGAUAAACUGAACGAGACUUCACCAAGAGUUUGGCGCAACUACAUCCACUGGUGAUGCCGGAGGUCACUUCCACCAGAAGUGAUAGGCUAGCGUCCAAAGGCAUUAUGUUUUUAUGCAACACCACAGCCAUCAAGGACUGGAGCUAUUUUCUCUCUCAAAUCUUGCCUCUUGUGAAUAAAUCAGCGGGAUUUGUUCAUCAGAGUAUGGAUCGGGUCGAGGCGGUGACAAGCACCAUGGUGACGGCUCUGGAGCCCGACCUGAGCGGGAUGAGCGCCAGUCACCCGCCGCUCAACUCCAAUCACACGUCCGGGAUGGAGCACGUCUUUCAGUACUCGUACUCCGAGAGUGACUUGCAGUACACGGACUACAGGACCCCUCCAAGAGACUCGAUUCCGCUGCCCAAGGCGGUGCUGUACCUGGUCAUGGCCGCGCUGGUGGUGGUGGCCGUGGCGUACGCGAUCGUGGGGCACCUGGUGAAGGACCUCGUGCAUGACUUUGUGGAGUGGGUGUUUGGGCCCCGUUCAGACAACCGCAGGAGCAAGAGUGAGGUGAACUGCAUCAGCAGCAGCAUGAAUGAAAUGAGCGAACUCUCACGUCCAGUGGACUUGCGCUGCAUCGCAUACAAUCACUCCGACUGCCUGAGCACCGCUAAUAAGCCAGAAGAACUGGUGGUCACCAUCGAUGAGACCUUGCAGCUACCUUGUGAAGCUUACAGUGGGACCUAACGGAGACCAAACCACCACCAUUUGAUCCAACCCUUUAUUAUGAGGAGGAAAGCAUGUUUGCUUUAGUUUGAUCAGCAUCUGUGAUGCUGAAAUCCGGUGCGUUGAAGUCACAAGGCAGAAGUCCUGGAAUGAGGAAAACUGAAGAAUCUGGAAGACUUUAGAAGGAAUGGAAUCACUUUGAAGUACAUUAAAUGGAGUGCUGUGAGACACUUUAUAUUUUUAAAUCAAACAGAGAAAGUGGAAAGACAAUUCUUUGUCAUUCACAUCAGUCUUAUCACACAAUAUUUCAGUUUGUUUUUCUCGUUUUGUGGAGACAUGCACUGUGAAUCUAGAAUAGUGUUCUGCUGUUAUCCAUUCCUUAUACCUACAACCCACUAUGGUUUGAUUUUCCCACUUUUUGCGGAUAUUUAUGGCUAAGUACUUACAGUAUUUCCAAAUGCUCACAUUUUACUCACUAUCAGGUUUUCUGCAAUCGACUAUGCUGCUUGAAAACAGAAUUGCUUAGAGAUCUUUUCCCUACAGGUUACUUGAAAAGUCAAGUAAUGAAGAUGGUUUAGAUAUACAGCCCUUGAUGGAAAAAAAAAAAAAAAAAAAAAAAAAAAAAAAAAAAGGAAAAAAGAUCAAUAGUUAAUCCACAAUGGCUUUUUCAUUUAAGGCCGUGUUACCAAAAAUGUGUUUUAUAAUGUAGAGAGAUGCUACUCAAACACUUCUCACUGAAAAUAUAUAUUUAAAAGAUAGAAAACAGCAGUUAAAAAGAUUUUUGAUAACAUAUGUGAGUUAUACGUUGACAAAUGGUCUAAAAAAAGUCAUAUCUUUGUUUACUUCACAACUACAAGGGCUAUAAUUUCAGGUUUCAUCACAUGAAUCUUCAGAUCUAAACAUCAUAUUUUGAAACAGAUAUUAAAGUCAGUGUGUAUAAAAGAGGCAUAACUGGCAGAAUUAUCACUUACGAUUGUUUCAAACUGGCAAAGAAAAAGUAUCUUUUAGAAAUAAGAUUGAGAUGUAGGACCGAAGGCUCUGUCAACUUCUACUGUCCUCUUUCAUAUAUUUUUAACAAUACGAGGGAAAAAAUAGCUCUAGGCAAUUUACCUGGUUACUCUGCCAUAUAAAUAACUUUUGUUCUUUGUUGCCAAAGUGUAAUUAUGUCAGUUGUCACAUUUUCAAAAAAUGCAAAAAAUGUUGUAAUCCAUGUCCAGUCACACCAUGUAACAAUAAUCAAAAUAUGUUAAGUUGUAGAAAAACACAGAAAAGAUGUUUUCCUGUUGUUCAUGUCAUGUCCUGCAUUUUACACAAAUACCACAAAAGUCACCUAAUAAAUGUGAC